Molecule: messenger RNA, 525 nt
Organism: Miscanthus lutarioriparius
Lineage: Eukaryota; Viridiplantae; Streptophyta; Magnoliopsida; Poales; Poaceae
Source: the annotation of a GenBank genome assembly
AUGGCGGCGGAGGCUCAGGCCGAGGGUCCCGCGUUGCCCCCAGCGCCCCCUCCGCCCCUGGCGCACGGGAGCUCUUCCGCUUCCCCGGAGAAGCGCGGGCUCCCGAUCCCGGGGGACGACGGCGGGGCGGAUGAGGAGGAGCGGCGGCUGCCCGCGCCAAGCGUCGCCGCGCUCGACAGCGUCCCCAGCUCGGUGACCGAGGAGGAGGCGGAGGACUCGCCUGGCUCGGCCUGCGGCGGGGACGGGGACGGAGACGGGGACGGCGCGUCGUUCUCGUUCCAGCAUGCGCGGGGCGGCUUCGUGGCGCUGGAGACCACGCCCAAGUUCGGGUCCUUCAACCCGCCAGGGGAAACCGAGCUGGCGGGCCUAGAUCUGAAGCCUGCGGCUGCGGGUCACGAAGCUGACCCGGUGUGUUCGACGGAGGCGGACGACGAGGUCCCGGCGGCGUCGGUUCCUGGGGAGGAGGCCAAAGACGAGAGCUCGCAAUUACGGGGCGGCGAGGUUGAUGGCCAGGUCCAGGCAUAA